AUGGGAACUUCAUUCCUGGAAAUUCUGCAGGACCCAUUGACUCGCAAAUUGCUGGGCUUUGACGCCAUACACGCCGAACCUAUACCCUUCAUUGGCGGGGUGACGUCGCGGAUCAAGUUUUUGCUCAACGAUGCCAUGCAGCAGCUCUCAUUCCUCAAGAUCGGGUAUACCGCCCUCGAGGCAUUCUUGCAAGCCAACUGUACGGGACCACCCUUGGAGUUCAACACGGAAGAAGUCAUUUUUCCACAGGCAUACCGAGCUGAAAACUUCGAAUCCUUGAAAGGAGCUCUGUUUGAGUAUCUUUCCGCCGAUGGAUCUCGCCCGUACCCAUUGACACCACACAUCGAGCUCUUCUGGCUCGCCAAAGUCAUCUUGUCGAAUCCCACGCUGGCUGAGGCUGGAUUCAAUGGCCGACGGGCACGUUUCCGAGUCAACUUCUGGCAUCAGAAGCUCCUUUCGGAGGAAUCUCCCUCUCUUCGGGACAUCAUCCACUUAGACGCCGAGGUUCUCGAACGCCAACUCACUUCUCGUUUAGCCUUUGGCGGCGCAGCUGCCGAAGAACAUUUUGUUGAGUUCCUCAUCGAGCGAGCGGUGGUCCGCACGCACUACGGUGACGAUGCAUUGGCACGGGCGGACCUCGCCAAAGCCGCAACGACGCGACAGUUUCAAUUUUUGCUGACCGGUGCGCUGGGCAAAAGGACCAAGUUUCAGGACAGGGAUAUCAGUCAACUCGUCGUUCUGGCCAGAAGUCGAGACCGUGAACCCGAGCCUUAUAGCAAUCGCAAGGGCGGUAAAGUCGAGGGUGUGAAAUCCAGCGAGGCUAUUGCAGAGGGUGGUGACCGUCAUGAACCUGUUUCUAUAGGUGACAGCCCUGCUGCGACCAAACCUGAGAGCCUCCCUCUCAACGACGACACCCUCCUCGAACGCAUCCAAUUCCAUUCUACCACCCCAGCGGCACCGGUGUCAGAAGACACCAUGACACACAUUGCACCCUCUGGCUCAACAACCAUCCCACCGCAACUGGCAUCUCUCAAUCCGGCCAACCAGCCGCUGCUCUUCCCCACGGACAGCAUCAUCCUUCUUGCCACCGCGAGCAGCAUCACCAACACCUCUCCGGACGACGGCCUGGUGAGGGAAGAGACCUUGCCCUACGCCACUCGAGUCCUGGAAGGAGGAUCGUCCAAUUGGCAAGUCUACACUCAAGCCCUUCUUGUCAGGAGUAGGAUAGAAGGCUACCGAGCCCGGACCGCCGAGAGAGGAUUGUUACAGUUGCAGGCGCUAGUUGAUCAAGUCAUUGUUGAAACGACAACGCCGGACUCAAACUCUUCCCCAUCAUCAGAAACCAAGAACCUAUCACCAACGUCCGUUAUAAAAUCAAAUGCAGCCCAGUCGACAACAUCAAGUACAACGACAUUCCUGCCUAAACCGAACUCUUCCGAGUCCGCCUCCGUGGCGGAACGUCUAAAAUACAUCUACCAACUCUCCCCCCCGCUGCGGUGGGAGCUCGAAGCCGAACUCGCUCAGCGCUGGACGCAGAUGGGCGGCCUCAAGACGGCCCUGGACAUUUACUACCGUCUACAGAUGUACGCGGAGGUGGCAUUGUGUCUUGCGGCGACGGACCAGGAGGGCAAGGCUGUGGAGUUGCUGAAAGAUUUGCUGUUUGCGCCGGAUGGUGCUGCAGAUAUUAUAGACAAGGAGCGACUUCGCUCUCCCCCACCAGCAGACGCCCCUCGCCUGCUUUGCAUAUUAGGCGACAUCACCGGUGAAGCCUCGUACUAUUCUCUCGCCUGGUCCGUCUCUUCGAACCGGUACGCCCGCGCACAGCGCUCACUUGGCCGGCACUACACCAAGAAGCGCGAGUUCCGGCGCGCUGUAGAGGCGUACACUCUGGCGCUGAAUAUCUCCCGCCUCGACCGAGGCAGCUGGUUCGCGUUGGGGUGUCUGCAACUGGAACUGGCGGAGUGGAUGCCCGCGGUUGAGAGCUUCACGCGAUGUGUACAGUUGGACGACAAGGACGCGGAGAGCUGGUCGAACCUGGCCGUUGCGCUGUUGAGAUUGCCCGCACCUGUGGCCGGGACAGUGGAUGUGCCCGACCAAACAGACCGUGAGUCUGCUGCUGCGACGGCGCCUGCCGGUGGUGGCGGGAUGCACGACAGCAAAGUACCAACAACCGCCGACACGGCGGAUUCUACUCUUCCUUCGACACAUCCCCCGGACCCGUACCGGCACCUGCGCGACGCCCUCCGGGCCCUGCGCCGCGCCGCCACCCUGAAACGCGACGACGCGCGCAUCUGGGACAACUACCUCACUGUCGCGGCGAGCAUACCACCGUCGGCAAACACGCCGUGGGGGGAAGUCAUCCAGGCGAUGGGCCGUGUGGUGGAGCUGCGAGGCAAGAAGGAAGGAGAGAACUGUAUAGAUUUGAAGAUCUUGGCUGUUCUGACCGACUAUGUCACAGAGACUUGGACGUAUCCUUCAACGGAGACGGAAGAGGACAACGGAGCCGGGCAGGGCCAAAUGAAGGGCGUUGGUGGUGACGAGGAAGCAGGUACCGCGAAGGUGGCUGGGCCGGAGGAAAUGCAAACGGAGGAAAUACAGAACGGCCAUGGCUAUGACCAGGCUGAGAAGGAGAAGGAGAAGGAUGGAGCGCCGACGUCGACACCAACAACAGACGCCGGCGCCACUACAACACUCUCAUCGACGACGACAUCGCCAAUGACAACGACAACGGGGGGCAGACUCCCGUACAUCCCGCGCUCCUUCCUCCAUCUAAUCGACACGUUGAUAGGCCCUCUCGCGACCUCCUCGCCGACACUGUUGACCCUUCUCUCCCGCAUCUCAAUGUGGCGCCGGCGUCCAUCCUCCGCUCUCCUCUGGGCCGAGAAAUCAUGGCGCGCGUUCCUCUCGUCAACGUCCCUCUCCUCCGUCUCCUUCUCCGGCGGGGAGGACUUUAACAAUUUGUCGCGCGACCGGUGGCACGAGGUCGUGGACAAGACGCUGUGGCUCAUGGCACGCUACCGCGCCUUGGGGUCCAUGCAGCGCGAGCGCACCGGGGGGAUUGUCGAGCAGAAAUGGCGGUUCAAGGCGCGCAGCGCGGCGAGAAGGGUGUUGGGUCGCGCCAGGGAGUGGGAGGAACGAGGGGACGAAGCGUGGGGGAGGUUAAAAGCUGCGGCUGAAGAUGUCGAUCGUGUUGAUGACGGUGAUGUUGAGGCUGUGUGA
Messenger RNA from Cladophialophora bantiana CBS 173.52, 3219 nucleotides. RefSeq lists its product as uncharacterized. NCBI's taxonomy places the organism in Eukaryota, Fungi, Ascomycota, Eurotiomycetes, Chaetothyriales, Herpotrichiellaceae. Gene Ontology annotation, molecular function: protein binding. The record is from RefSeq and is a predicted model, not a curated record. The coding region runs from base 1 to 3219 and encodes 1072 amino acids. The transcript has a single exon.